Messenger RNA from Lycium barbarum (goji berry), 3737 nucleotides. RefSeq names its product ATP-dependent DNA helicase Q-like 5. Lineage: Eukaryota; Viridiplantae; Streptophyta; Magnoliopsida; Solanales; Solanaceae. Gene Ontology annotation, molecular function: 3'-5' DNA helicase activity; ATP binding; nucleic acid binding. Bases 177 to 3044 code for a protein of 955 amino acids. Gene Ontology annotation, biological process: double-strand break repair via homologous recombination. The record is from RefSeq and is a predicted model, not a curated record. Gene Ontology annotation, cellular component: nucleus; chromosome; cytoplasm. The transcript has 20 exons.
UUAGUUAUCAAGGGAAGUCAUGUCCUUGUUAGAAUUUGGCAAGACUACAAUGUGAGGGAAUUCAAACAGCAAUUCUUUAAUGUUAAAGUGACAAUAUUAACCUUGGGAGAAUAUUGGCGGGAAACAUGUGAAGAAAUUUUGAGAAGUAAGAAAGAGAGACCCAAUCUUCAACUCUAAUGGAUUCCAACUCCGAUUCCGAUGGCUCUCACAUUUCAUCAACACCGCCACGUCACCGCCACGCCGGAAAAUCAAGAACUCAACCCAAGCACACUUCCUUAAUUUCCUCAAAAUCAACAACUCAACCCAAAAACAAAAACACUUCCUUAAUUUCCACUAAAUCUUCCCGCCCAAUUCUUAGACCAAAAAUCUCAACCAAAAAACACCCCACAAAAGUCCCACCAAAAUCAACCAUUCAAACCCAACCUAAUAUUCACCAAAACGACACCGUUUGCACUGAAACUCUUCCAAAUUCAUGGAAAUUCGCUUCCUCUUCAAGAACACAGGAAUCCCCAAUUGAAAAUUCACUUUCCCCACCUAAAUUCUCUGAUUUACCCUUCCAAAUCCAUCGAAACGACGCCGUUUUGUCCCAUGACAACAGUUCAGGUGGCUUGUGCUUACAGAAAUUUGCUUCUUUUUCGAAAACCCGUAAAACCAUUCUCAAUUUCGAGCCUGUUGAAGCUGAUUUUAUUGAACCCCAUUUGGCCCAAAAGGAUGAAAAGGAAGCAGUUGAAAAAGUUGUGAGGAAACAUCCUAAUUUAAUAGGGAGCAAUGCGUCGUCUUCGUUGCCAGUAAAGAAGGUUAAAUGUACUAAUGAGGGUAAUUUUGUGAGGUUGAAUAUAAAUGGUUAUGGUAAAAAGAAGUAUGCAUCCAAAUUCAAAAGAAAGAAUUUUAACUCAUCGAGUGGUAAAAAGUUUUAUAGGAGAUGGAAAAAGAAAGUUGAGGUUGCGGGUAAGGAGGGAGAGAAUGGUUUGUGUGAUGAAGAAGGUUUAGUUGUGGAAGCUAAGGGAAGAGGGGAAAGAUUGGAUUUUGAUGCAGAGUUGAUUGAAGAAGCCGUGACGAGAGUUAGAAAUGAGGUGUCGGAUGAGAAUUUGUUGAAGUUGUUGAAACUGACUUAUGGGUAUGAUUCAUUCAGAGAUGGGCAGUUGGAGACAAUCAAUAUGGUGCUUUCAGGGAAAUCUACAAUGUUGGUUUUGCCAACGGGUGCUGGGAAGUCGCUGUGUUAUCAGUUGCCGGCAAUGGUUUUUCAGGGAGUUACAGUCGUUAUUAGCCCUUUGGUUUCCUUGAUGAUUGAUCAGUUAAAGCAGCUCCCUGCUGCAGUUGAGGGUGGUCUUUUGUGUAGCAGUCAGACACAUGAGGAGGUCUUGGAAACGUUUAGGUUACUAGAAGAAGGAUCCAUAAAGGUCCUUUUUGUUUCACCAGAGAGGUUUCUCAAUUCAGAAUUUUUAUCCUUUUUUUGUGACACUCAAAUCUCACUUGUGGUUAUUGAUGAAGCCCAUUGUGUUUCUGAAUGGUCACACAAUUUUCGGCCUUCGUAUAUGCGGCUUAAAGCAUCAUUGUUGCGUGAUAAACUGAAGGCUCAAUGCAUACUUGCAAUGACAGCAACAGCAACUACUAAAGCAUUGUAUCAUGUGAUGCAUGCAUUGGAUAUCCCAUCAACUAAUCUUAUCCAAGUAGUGAAACCAAGGGAUAACUUGCAGUUAUCAGUAUCUUUGAGCCAAAACAGGAUGAAAGAUCUGAUGACCUUGCUGAAGUCUUCCCCCUUUUCAGAGGCUAAAAGCAUCAUCAUUUACUGCAAAUUUCAGUCCGAAACUGAUUUCAUUUGCAAAUAUCUAUGCGACAGUAAUAUCUCGGCAAAGAGUUAUCACAGUGGAAUUUUUGCAAAAGAUAGGAGCCGUACACAGGAACUAUUUUGUGCAAACAAGAUUAGAGUGGUUGUUGCAACUGUGGCAUUCGGCAUGGGACUCAAUAAGAAGGAUAUCGAAGCUGUAAUACAUUACAGCUUACCAGAAAGCGUGGAAGAGUAUGUCCAGGAGAUUGGUCGUGCUGGACGUGAUGGUAGAUUCGCUUAUUGUCAUCUCUUUUUUGAUGAUAUUUCCUAUUUUAAGAUUCGCAGUCUUAUGUACAGUGAUGGUGUCGAUGAGUAUGUGGUGAACAAAUUGCUGUGUCAAAUUUUCGGUGGCAGCACAAAAGCUGCUGGGAAAAUAUGUUCAUUAGUUAAAGAGUCUGCUUCUCGUAAAUUUGACAUGAAAGAAGAGGUAAUACUUACAAUCUUAACACAAUUGGAGCUAGGAGAGGUCCAAUACUUGCAUUUACUCCCACAGACGAGUGUAACAUGCACUUUAAACUUCCACCAGACUUCUCCCGCAUUGCUAGCUAUGAAAGAUGCUGUGAUUGCUACUAUUCUGAAGAACUCUGAGAUCAAAGAUGGGCAGUAUAUAUUUGACAUACCAAGUGUAGCAAACAGCACUGGACUGCAAGUUGUGGACUUGACAAACCAUUUGCAAACUUUGAAGUUUAAGGGGGAAGUCACGUAUGAGCUGAAGGAUCAAGCUUAUUGUUAUGUUAUCAUGGACGUCCCAAAGGAUAUCUGUUCUUUAGCAACAUGGCUUACAAAAUGGUUAUCUGAAGUUGAGAGUUGCAAGGUAAGGAAGAUGGACACGAUGUAUGAUGCUGCUGUAUUUGCAGCAGAAGCAUGUGAUAAAGUGCAUGGUUGCCAUGGCCAUCAACACACACCUUGCUUGCAAAGGAAGAUUGAAGAGUAUUUUAUACGUGGUACCGAAGUUGACGUUCCAAAGAAGAUUGGUGGAAGCAGCCCAUUUUUGACAGCUGAUAUAAAGGUAUUUCUGCAGUGCAACUCACAUGCCAAAUUUACUCCCAGAGCCAUUGCAAGGAUAUUGCAUGGCAUCGCAAGCCCAGCAUUCCCGUCUGCUGUUUGGUCGAGAACUCACUUCUGGGGAAGGUAUAUGCAAACAGACUUCAAAGCAAUAACGGAAGCAGCAAAGGCAGAGCUCAUGAAACUUGUAGGGAAAGAUUCGAUGUUGUGACUGGGAUUUAACUUAAAAAGCUACAAAAUGGUGAAGAUACCAUCAACUAUCUAAGAUAUGCUGCUAUAGUUCCCUCUUGUUUCCUUGGGAUGGAGCAUGAAAGCUACAUCCUAUUUCUUUCUUUUUUCUUCCCGUGCUUGCAUGAGCAAGAAUACAUACAGGUAACGUCUUGCUGCUAGCACUUUUUAGGUGAUUCACAACAUUUAGAACUUCUGAUCCUAUCUUUCCAAAGGCAACUACUUGAAGAAUACAAAAGCUUCCCAUCAAGAGUAUCCUGCAAUUGAUGCAAUUUCCAUUUCACAAUUGAGGACUACUGUGAAAGAGCUAAGGAAUAAGGUCUCCACUAGAACAAAUCCAUUGUUGGUUAUCUAACCUUAUCUCUUUCAUAAGGAAAAGAUAUGCGGAUUACUUUCCUGUGUUCAAGGAUGAAGGCUGUACAUAUCAAUGGCUAGAGGGGGAUCCAAGAAUUGCACUUGAUGGAUUCAACCUUCUUAGCACUGAACUCAUUGUACGUCUGAAAUUAUGGGUCCAAAGUCUAAUAUUUGUUGAAAUUUUGGUGUUUCACAUAUAUACACACUAGUAGUAUUGCAGAAUUCCUUAGAACUCUCAUUCUAAGCUCGGGAAUUCACUUUGUAAAUCUGAAAAUGAUAUUAGGCAGACUCUUUUUUCAAUGUCAUAUUGAAAAUUUCAGCU